Messenger RNA from Aspergillus heteromorphus CBS 117.55, 1088 nucleotides. RefSeq names its product Spg1/Tem1 GTP-binding protein. NCBI's taxonomy places the organism in Eukaryota, Fungi, Ascomycota, Eurotiomycetes, Eurotiales, Aspergillaceae. The coding region runs from base 30 to 995 and encodes 321 amino acids. Gene Ontology annotation, biological process: regulation of exit from mitosis. The record is from RefSeq and is a predicted model, not a curated record. Gene Ontology annotation, molecular function: GTP binding; GTPase activity. The transcript is spliced from 4 exons. Gene Ontology annotation, cellular component: spindle pole body.
GUCCAGACCCCAACGCGUCCCUUCCCACCAUGGACUCGCCGCAGCAGCCCGUGGCUGGUGCCUCAGACGUCGCAUCUCCGUCCCCGUCGUUGCAUUUCGAUCCCCCGCAGAGCCUUGAUUUCGCCGCUCCCACACGCAGCAGCGGAAUGGCGCCGCCCGAUGAGCUCCCCAACACCAACGGCUACAGCAGCGACUCGCGCGCCCACUAUUCCUCCUUCGAGUUCAACUCCCCCGCCCGCGACUACCAUCCCGACAGCGACCAGCCCCGGCAAAACUUCUCCCCCUUGACCCAUCAGCCCUCCCUGCCCUCCUCCUCCUCCCGACCCGGCUCCGGUCUGUCCAACGGCACCGAGCGACAUGGACUCGUACAGCCGACACACGACGCGCCCUCGAAGCAGCCGUCGCAGCCGACCAAGAACAGCGUGGUGAUAAAGGUCGGCAUGGUGGGCGACGCCCAGAUCGGAAAGACCAGCCUGAUGGUGAAAUACGUGGAGGGUAGCUGGGACGAGGAUUACAUUCAGACGUUGGGCGUCAACUUCAUGGAAAAGACUAUCUCGAUCCGGAACACCGAAAUCACCUUCUCUAUCUGGGAUCUGGGUGGCCAGCGCGAGUUCGUCAACAUGCUGCCCCUUGUGUGCAACGAUGCCGUCGCGAUCCUCUUCAUGUUUGACCUCACCCGCAAGAGUACCCUGAACUCGAUCAAGGAGUGGUACCGCCAGGGCCGCGGGUUCAACAAGACCGCCAUCCCGUUCCUGAUCGGCACCAAGUACGACCAUUUCGUCAACUUUCCCCGCGAGGAUCAGGAAGAGAUCUCGAUCCAGGCCAAACGGUUCGCCAAAGCCAUGAAAGCCAGCCUGAUCUUCAGCAGCACCAGCCACAGCAUCAACGUGCAGAAGAUUUUCAAGAUCGUGCUGGCCAAGGCGUUCGACCUGAAAUGCACCAUCCCGGAGAUCGAGAACGUCGGCGAGCCCCUGCUGCUGUACAAGAACGUCUAAGUCACGACGCGACGAAGUGGGACGAACGAUUACGUGUAUGGGACGACGUGAUGUUGAUGAUGGAACUUUCCCGUCUUGGGUGUAGGAUACGGC